Messenger RNA from Dioscorea cayenensis subsp. rotundata (Guinea yam), 3233 nucleotides. RefSeq names its product pentatricopeptide repeat-containing protein At3g22150, chloroplastic. Gene Ontology annotation, biological process: RNA modification. Gene Ontology annotation, molecular function: protein binding; RNA binding. The transcript has 2 exons. The record is from RefSeq and is a predicted model, not a curated record. Bases 147 to 2591 code for a protein of 814 amino acids. Lineage: Eukaryota; Viridiplantae; Streptophyta; Magnoliopsida; Dioscoreales; Dioscoreaceae.
CUUUGUUUGUUGUUACCUGGCUGUGAACAAAAACGACGAGAGUGUGAGAGAAGACGAUAAUAAUAAUAAGUAGAAGUAGAAAAGUAGUGAAAUGGAGGGGGGUGGCCGAGAAGAGGGAAGAAAGAAGAUAAGAGGUCGUCCGCGAGAUGUCUUCUUCUCUCCAGCUCUCUUCAUCCACUCUCCUGCCUCUUCGUCCCCAGUCUUCCGACCUUCAUGAACCCGAUCUAAGGGCAACUACAUCGCUCCGCUCCCGGCUCAGCAAGCUAUGCCGCGAAGGCCGCCUCGACGCCGCCCGCCGCGUCUUCGACGCCAUCCCCCGACCGGCCCCGACGCUCCUCUGGAACACCCUCCUUAUCGGCUAUGUCUGCAACUCCAUGCCCCUACAUGCUCUGCGCCUCUACUCUCUCAUGAAUCACAUACCCUACUCCUCCCCCUCCGACCACUACACCUACUCCUCCGCUCUCAAGGCAUGCGCUGAUGCUCACCAACUUCAUCUCGGCAAGUCAAUCCAUUGCCAAAUCCUCCGCCGCUCUCCGGCGCCGCCCAAAAACCGUGUCCUUAACAACUCUCUGCUCAACAUGUAUGCUUCGGCAAUGCCAAGAUCCCCAGUAGAUAUUGUCCGGACGGUGUUUGAUAGAAUGCCCAAGAGGAACGUGAUUUCCUGGAACACUUUGAUUGCUUGGUCUAUCCGUUCUGGGCGCCCGGCCGACGCGUUGGAGCAGUUUCGGAGCAUGAUGAGCAUGGGGAUAGUGCCAACUGUGGUUAGUUUUGUUAAUGUUUUUCCAGCUGCUGCUGUUUUAGCUGAUAAGAAUUGUUUCAAUGCGCUCUAUGGGUUGCUUGUUAAAUAUGGAAGCGAGUAUGUGAAUGAUUUGUUUGUGGUUAGUUCUGCUAUUCUUAUGUUCUCAGAGCUCUCCGACAUUCUAUCUGCGAGGCGGGUUUUUGAUUCUUCUGUGAGAAAAAAUGUGGAGGUUUGGAAUUCCAUGAUUGGAGCUUAUGUUCAGAAUGAUCGGUUUGAGGAUGCAGUAGAACUUUUCACCCAAGUUCUGGAAUUGGGAACCAUUGAGGCUGAUGCUGUGAGUUGUGUGACCACCUUGAUGGCAAUUUCUCAAUUGCAAAAUGUCAUUAUGGGACAGCAGUUGCAUGCUCAUUUGAUUAAAAAGUACUCGUCCAAGUUGCCUUUGAUUCUUUACAAUGCACUAAUAGUUAUGUACUCGAGGUGUGGUUGUGUUCAUCUCGCGUUCGAACUUUUCCAUCAGAUGCUAGAGAGGGAUGUUGUCUCUUGGAAUACCAUGAUCUCUGCCUUUGUUCAGAAUGGUUUGGACUUUGAGGGUCUAUUGCUGGUGUAUGAAAUGCAGAAAGAGGGAUGUUCAGUAGAUUCUGUGACAAUCACAGCUUUGCUCUCUGCGGCAUCUAAUUUGGGCAAUUCUAGAAUUGGGAGGGAGACGCAUGCAUACCUCACAAGGCAUGGCAUUCAUUGUGCGGGGAUGGAAAGUUAUUUGAUAGAUAUGUACGCAAAGUCAGGUUCUGUGGAGAUUGCCAGGCGACUGUUUGAUGGCUGCCAACUUGAUGAGCGAGAUCAAGUUAUUUGGAAUGCCAUGAUAACGGGGUAUGCGCAUAGUGAGCAGAAAGAAGAGGCCAUGUUGGUGUUCCGUAUGAUGCUUGGGGAAGACCAAACACCUAAUUCAGUGACUUUGUCAUCAGUCCUUCCUGCUUGUAGCCUACUUGGAGACAUUCAAGCAGGCAGACAGAUACAUGGCUUUGCGGUUCGGCGAUACCUAGAUACUAAUGUUUUUGUUGGUAGUGCUCUAGUGGACAUGUACUCAAAAUGUGGUGCCAUUAACUUUGCGGAAAGAGUAUUCCAUAAUAUGGCUGAAAAGAACACGGUCACAUAUACAACAAUGCUAUUGGGCUUGGGUCAGCAUGGCCUUGGCAAGAGAGCUUUGGAUCUGUUUCAGUCAAUGAAGGAUUCAGGCGUGAAACCUGAUGGCAUCACCUUUGUUGCUGUGAUUUCAGCAUGCAGCUACUCUGGUUUAGUUGAUGAGGGUCUUUUGAUAUUUGAAUCUAUGGAGGAGUUUGGGAUUGAAGCCACAGCAGAACACAGUUGUUGUGUGGUGGAUUUGUUGGGUAGGGCUGGGAGGGUGGAGCAAGCUUAUGAAUUUGUCCAGAGUUUGGGUGAUAGUGGUGAUGUUGUUGGAAUUUGGGGAUCACUGCUUGCUGCAUGCAAAGUUCAUGGGAAGUUUGAGUUGGGGAAGCUGGUUGCUGAGAGACUGUUUCAGAUCAAACAAAACAGUGAUGUUGUUGCUGGUUACCAUGUCUUGCUGUCGAAUGUAUAUGCUGCAGAAGGGAAGUGGCAGACUGUUAAUAAGGUCCGGAAAGAGAUGAGAGAUAGAGGAUUGAGGAAGGAGCCUGGGUCAAGCUGGAUUGAAGUUGGAGACUCCUCCCACAGGUUCAUGUCAAGGGAUCAAAGGCACCCGGAAAAUGAACAAAUAUCUUCACUUCUGCAAGGAUUGAUUUCAGAGAUGAAGCUGUCUGGCUAUGAUAACAUGCCUGUUGAUGAUCUUUGCCUUCCUGGUCUAAUAGACGCUGAGUAAGAUGAGGUUUUAAAGUAAGUGACAUUUUGUCAGACAGAUUAAAUUGAACGGUUUUGCUCUGGCUCAACUGAUGAUCUGGUUUUGGUCACUCAUGAAUCUUCUGACUGUAGCACCAGUUGAGUUGGAACUUUUGACUCGUGUUGUCAAUCAGACUUGUGACCUUAAUGGAAUCCACACAGAUGUUCUUGCCCCUGCGAAGGAAUGAAGUUACAUGCUACGCUGUGCAUUCUUGAUGCCUAUUCGAAAUUCCAGUGUCAUUCUCCUGCUGCUGUUAUUGAAAGUCUAUUUUAAGUAUUCUAUGCAAAAGAUCGGUGCAUCCAUCAAUGGUUCAAGAAAAUAGAAAACUGAUCCUGAAGCAGGCGAGGUAUCAACCAUUGGGGGAAAAAUCCCAGGGAUUAUUUGUAUUCAGUUUGCGGAUGAUGGUUGUUCGUGUCCUUUACGAAAGAAAAAUGCUGUAAAUAUGAGGGCCAAUUAUUAUAUAUAUAAAUCGAUUAAAGCUGCAAAUCCUCCUACAGAUCCUGAAGCAGACGAGGUAUCAACCUUGUAUUAUGCCUGGUCUCUUAACACGAAUUGCUCGCACCUAAUCUUGGGCAUACUUUCGUUAGACUUCUCGUCCAGUUCAAAAUCUUUUCUUUAUUUAUA